Molecule: messenger RNA, 1065 nt
Organism: Aplysia californica (California sea hare)
Lineage: Eukaryota; Metazoa; Mollusca; Gastropoda; Aplysiida; Aplysiidae
Product: thyrotropin-releasing hormone receptor-like
Exons: 2
Coding region: 1-1065 (354 amino acids)
Biological process (GO): neuropeptide signaling pathway
Cellular component (GO): membrane
Molecular function (GO): G protein-coupled peptide receptor activity
Source: RefSeq, a predicted model, not a curated record
AUGGAACAGGUAACGUUGGCCGUGGAAGUUGAGGAGGAAAAGCCCGACCUACUGGACAAGCCAACGGCCACACUGAUCAUCAUUCUGGUGUGGGUGGUGGCCUGUGGCGUCAUUAGCAUAAUGGGCGUGGUCGGGAAUGCCAUCAACAUCGCGGUCUUCAUCAAAAUGGGGCUGAAGGACACCGUAAACAUUUCGCUGCUGGGCCUCGCCGCUGCGGAUAUGUGCAGCUCCUUCCUGCUCAUUCUGAUUGGCCAGUUCUACAGCCCGCUAAUGGCGUCGAAGGAUUUGUCGUUCAUCGCGUCGGAGGUUGAGUACUUGUCGUUUGGCUGGCCCAGAGUCUACUUCACUCGUUGUGUGUCCGGCAUCACGGCUUUCGUGGCGUUUGAGCGAUGUCUGUGCAUCACUUUCCCGCUCAAGGUCAAGACUUUGAUCACACCCAAGCGGAGCGUGAUUGCCGUGGUGUCUAUCUACGUCAUCAUGGCGCUCAGCGUGAUGCCCACCUACCUCAGCACGCGACUCGGCUACAAGUUUGACGAGACUCGGAACAGAACAGUAUACGGUCUACUUCUCAACGACAACAGGCAGACAAUAGACGGAAUCGCUUUCGUCAUGGGAGUCUUUCUCGCCCUGACGUCAUUCAUCUGGGCUUUCGUCUGCGCGUGCGUGUUAAUCUACUUCCUCACUCGGCAAAACUUUCCUGGAUCAAAACUAUCAGCCGACCCUAACAGCGCUACAAGCAACGCUACAUUCAACAAAGAAUCUCGAAUCGCCAAAUCGAAACAAGCCGGGAAGAUGGUGUUCCUGAUAACCGUCAUCUUCGUGCUGUGCUACAUCCCCUCCAACAUGCUCCAGCUCACCAUGGCCCUGGUGUCGGACUUCAACAAGGGAGGCUACUACAUCAACCUACGACAGGUCUGCUGGGCACUCGGAAACUUUAUGGAGGCCGUCAACUCUUCAGUGAACAUAUUCAUGUACCUGCGCAUGAGCUCUCGCUACAAAGCUUCGUUUUUGACGGUUUUUCCCAAAUGUUCCAGCGUGUUGCACAUUUCGCCAGAACAGAAAUAA